UUCCCCACGCCGCCGCAUCCACCUGCGCCUCGCCCCGGAGCCGCGCGGCGCAGCACCAGCUCCAGCCCAAGUCCAAACUCCAAACCCACUCGAAAACCUCCGAAUUUCCCUCCACAAAUUUUACGAAACCAGAGCUCUCCCGCCAAUAACCCGCCCAUUUCGACUACCAUUCCUCCCCCCAAAUCCGUCGCCUCCCUUCCCCAAAUCGAGCGAUCUCGCGCCGAGACAAACCCUUGCUUCCGCCGCCGACCCCCUCGCCCCCGCCGAGAUGGACUUCACGGCGCCGUCCUUCUCGCUGGGCUUCGAUUCGGAUGACGAUGACCCCGCUCCCCCGGCCAGGAGCGGCCCGUGCGAGCAGCCGCGAGGGUACGCGGCGCCCGAUGCGCCGUCCUUCUCGCUAGGGAUCGACUUCGACGACGACGUCGAGGAGGAGCCCCGGCUCCCCGCUGGAGGCCGCCAGGAGGAGCAGGCGCGGGUUUCCGCGGCGCCCGACCCGCCGUCGUUCUCUCUGGGCUUCGACCACGAAGACGACGACGGUGACAUCCUUGCCGCCGAACAGCGUCACGAGCAGGCGCGGCCCCAGGUGGCGCCUCGUGUCCCCUCUUCGGUUGGCGCUGAAGAUGAGGACGACGACUUUGUCCUCGCCGGUAGCAAGCAGCCUUCGCCGGAGACCACUCGAUUCAAGCGACUGCGGAAGGGCCCUGCGCCGGCCCAUCCGGCGCUAACUCCGCAGGUGCGGCGCUGUGAGGCGCCCGAUGCACCCUCUUUCUCUCUGGGCUUUAGCGAUGACGAGGAGUUCCUGGCUGACCACCAGCAUCAUAAGCAAUCGAGACCACCGGCAGCGCCUCGUGCCCCCUCCUCGUUCAGUUUUGAAGAUGAGGCCGACUUCUCCAUCGCUGGUGACCGAAGGGCGGAGCCAGCCCAGAUUGAAGCGACUCCACUUAAGCGGCUGCGCAAGGCACUGGGGGCAGUUGGGACUGAGAGUUUAGAAGAUGAGAUCGAAGAUUGUACAACAGAUGAGGAUCGACCAAUGCGAGAUGUGCCACCUUCUGUUGGUAGUUGCAGCACUUCCAGCAACUCAAAAUUCUCUCUGCUCAACCGUGGUGUCCUCAUGACUCAGUCAGCAACCAAAACAAAGACAUCAAAAUUUACACAGACACCAAAUUCUUCUGCUUCAAAAUCUUUGGAAGAAAGCUGCACAAAGAAACUACUUCCUAAGAUAACAAUAAGCCCAAUGAGGAAAAUCCACUUGCUUCACUCUGAUACAGAUGCGGAUGAUGAUGAAAAUCAAAAUAAAGCAAAGAAGCUGGUUAGUCCUGUUAAAAAGAGUCAAGAAUUCAUACACAAAUAUAUGCAGGAAAAGCCUACGUUGCAACAAAACAGCAUGCCCCAAGGGAGCACCACUGUGCAGAAGAGUGAAGCUACAAUGAAUGACAAUUGGGCAACACCUGCCUUUGAUGAGUUCUGCAAUGAAUACUUCAAAUCUACAAACAAUGCUGGAUCUUCUCAACAGAAAGAAGGCAACAGUUUUUGUUGUUCCAAGGUUUCUCAACCCAAAUACUCUAUUGGUGAGAUGGAAGGGAAUUUCCAGCAACAAAGCACUUCAAGUGGAGCUGUACUAGAUGACAGCCUGGAUGGUCAUCCUCCUGCUAUGCAUUAUUUCUUCCACCAUGACCCAAGGGUGCGUGAUCUAGUCCGUGACAGGCUGCAUCAUUUCUUUCCAAUUGGGGCAGGAAGUACAAGAGAAAAUGAGCAAAGCAGAGGAGAAAGUCUCAGCUACAGCAGGCAGUUCAGCUCGAGUAUGACUGCUAAUAAUGACUGGGUGACUCCAAAUAGAAGGAUACCAGUUCCAACUGAUGUUGGCAAAAGAAGGGUGCAUGCCAGUGGAACACAAUCUGGCUCUGGCCAUUGGUUUACUGGUGAUAACGGGAAGAAGGUUUAUGUCUCAAAAAAUGGGCAGGAGUUGACUGGCCGAGAUGCCUAUCGACAAUAUAAAAAGGAAAGUGGCAGGGGAUUCAACAGGUACAGGAAGAAAGGUUCAUCUGGAACCAAACAAGGUGGUGCUAAAGUGAAAGUUGAAACUGCGGCAAAGCAAGGCUCUAGUCGAGGUAGAGGAAAAAGGAAGCGGUGAGAGGCAGAUCUGCUUGCCCAGCUUGACAAUGGGCCGGAUUCUAUAGAUAGUUUUUUGCCCUGUGUGUUUCACUUCAUAGCUGAUUUGUUGAAAGAACAUGUAAUAAGCUUCAAUUGAUCUCGAUUUUCUUUAAUGUCAGGAGGCACACAUAUACAUCAAUACAUUAUACAUGGUUGGCGUGUGCUUGUAAAUAUUGUUAGCUUCUGCUGCAUUACGGUAUUCUAUUGUUAGCCUGUUAGGUGCCAUAUGCAAAGGGAUGGUACGCAGUGCGCACCACUGGAUGUAUAAAACAUGAUUACACUUUCGUAGCAUUGAUCAAGUAAUGAUUUCAUGGUA
Molecule: messenger RNA, 2467 nt
Organism: Panicum virgatum (switchgrass)
Lineage: Eukaryota; Viridiplantae; Streptophyta; Magnoliopsida; Poales; Poaceae
Exons: 5
Coding region: 269-2131 (620 amino acids)
Source: RefSeq, a predicted model, not a curated record